AUGAGGGCCCUGAGCAUUGUUGUGUUGUCCGCCUUAGUUGCCGUGGCUUGCGGUUUCUUCGUGCCAACCACCCAUGGCAAAUACAAGGUGGUCGACAAGGAGACCUUGGUCAAGCAAAAGGCCAUCUUCGAAGUAUUGCACCAUGUGUUCCAAAAGGAUCACUACGACGAACACUACAAUGUAGGACAAAGCUACACAUUCGAAGGCAACUACGACCAUUACACCAACGCCACCGCCGUCAAGGAAUUCGUUCACUUGUACAAACACGGACUUCUCCCCAAGGGAGCCGUCUUCAACGUGUACAACACCGUACACCGCCAAGAAGUCGUCGCCCUCUUCAACGUAUUCUACUAUGCCAAGGACUUCGAGACCUUCUACAAGACCAUGGUCUGGGCUCGUGACCACGUCAACGCCGAACAAUUCGUUUACGCUUUGACCGCAGCCGUGUUCCACCGCCACGAUUUGCAAGGAAUCGAAUUGCCCGCUCCUUACGAAAUCUACCCUCACCACUUCGUCAACUACGAAGUAAUCACCAAAGCCUAUCAACACAAAAUGGAGAAGACCCACACAAACGUCGUGAUCCCCGCCAACUACUCCGGAUGGUACGUCCAAACUAGCGAAGAACAAGAAUUGACUUACUUCACCGAAGAUGUCGGCUUGAACUCCUUCUACUAUUACUUCCACAUGGACUACCCCUUCUGGAUGGGAGGAGAACAUUUCACCUUAAACAAGGACCGUCGCGGAGAAUUGUACUUCUUCACCAUCCAACAAUUGUUGGCCCGUUACUACUUGGAACGCGUAUCUCACCAAUUCGGAGAAAUCCCCGAAUUAUCUCACGACUACGUCUCCGAGACCUCUUACUACCCCACCAUGCACCACUUCAACGGAUUGGACUUCCCAGUACGUCACGAAGGACACAUCUACAACUACUCUGAAUACUACCACGAGUACGUACAACACGCCCACGACUACGAACGCCGCAUCCGUGAUGUUAUCGACUACGGAUUUGUUGUAUUGCCCGACGGCAGCCACUUCGAUUUGACUAAACCCGAGGCCAUCAACGUACUCGGCAACUUGAUCAACAGCAACCCCGACAGUUACAACACCCGCUUCUACAAGAGCUUCAUCGGCGUAUUGAAGGUCAUCCUCGGAAACUCCUUCGACACCGUCGACUACUACCACCAAUACCCCAGCGCUUUGGAAUGCUUCCACACCGCUAUGCGCGACCCUGCUUUCUACCAAAUGUACAAGAAGGUUGUCAAAUACUACUACCAAUUCAAAUCUCACUUGCCCAGCUACACCCACGAAGAACUCGACUUCCAAGGUGUCAAGAUUGAAGGUGUUGAAUUCGACAAAUUGGUUACUUACUUCGACAAAUACGUUUACGACAUCAGCAACGCUUUGGUUUACUCCGAAGAAGAAUUCGCCAACAAGGAAGUGUACCAUCCCGUUAAGGUCAGCCAAGAACGUUUGAACCACAAACCAUUCACCUACAAGAUGAACGUCGUCUCCGACAAAGAAACCGAUGCCGUCGUCCGUGUAUUCAUUGGACCCAAAUACGACGAGCACCACAACGAAUUCAGCUUCGAAGAGAACCGCGAAAACUUCUUCCAAGUCGAUGUAUUCAAAUACCAUUUGAAAUCCGGCAAGAACGUCGUCGAACGCAAAUCCGAAGACUAUACUUUCUUCGUCAAGGACCGCACAUCUCACUACACCCUCUACAAGCAAGUCAUGGGAGCUUUGAGCGGCCAAGGAGAAUUCCACUUCGACAACACCGAAGCUCACUGCGGUUUCCCCGAAAGACUGAUGAUCCCCAGAGGUACCAAGGGCGGUAUCGAAUACCAAUUCUUCUUCGUCGUAUCUCCCUACCACGCUCCUGCCACCACCCAAUACCAAGGAUUCGACCCUGUUGUCUCCUGCGGAGUUGGCUCCGGUGCCCGUUACGUCGACAGCUUGCCCUUGGGAUAUCCCUUCGACCGCGAACUCGACGUCACCGUUUUCCCCACACCUAACAUGUACUACAAGGAUGUCACCAUCUACCACAAGGAAACCUACUAAGGAAACGCCUGAUUAUCUCCUAAG
Messenger RNA from Ctenocephalides felis (cat flea), 2082 nucleotides. RefSeq names its product hexamerin-1.1-like. Bases 1 to 2058 code for a protein of 685 amino acids. The transcript has a single exon. The record is from RefSeq and is a predicted model, not a curated record. NCBI's taxonomy places the organism in Eukaryota, Metazoa, Arthropoda, Insecta, Siphonaptera, Pulicidae.